Aureococcus anophagefferens is the source of this 2590-nucleotide messenger RNA. RefSeq lists its product as hypothetical. Gene Ontology annotation, biological process: microtubule-based movement. Gene Ontology annotation, molecular function: kinesin binding. The record is from RefSeq and is a predicted model, not a curated record. The transcript is spliced from 2 exons. NCBI's taxonomy places the organism in Eukaryota, Pelagophyceae, Pelagomonadales, Pelagomonadaceae. Gene Ontology annotation, cellular component: kinesin complex; cytoplasm; membrane-bounded organelle. The coding region runs from base 148 to 2577 and encodes 809 amino acids.
GCCGCCAAAACAAAAAGAUUUAACGCAGCGUCGCGCGCAGGCGACGCCUACUUCAAGGCGAACGCGCGGCCGUCGACGACGGGGUCGCCGCGGAUCCCGACGGCGGAGCUCGAGCACGUCGCGGAGGUGCGGGGCCUCUUCCACCGCAUGUUCUUCGACAACGUCGUCGCGUUCAACAAGUGCGUCGCGGCCUUCGCCGCCGCCGACGCGCGGCUCACGGGCGCCGCCGCGGCGAUCCCCUGGGCGCCCGUGGACAAGAGAGGAGUCUACGCGAACGUCGGCGACGGGUGGCGGCAGCGCGCGUUCGACGCGAAGCCCGUCGCGAGCCUCGACGACCUCUUCGCCGUCGCGGCGCGCGCGCGCGAGCCCUUCCUGGCGACCAUCGAGGCGGCCCUGGACCGGUCGAACGUCACGGGCGUGACCCUCGAGGCCGCGGAGCUCAAGCCGCGGAAACGCGCCGCGGAGAAGCUCGCGGAGGGCGGCGGGCGGGACCCGUCGGCGGUGUUCGACGUCGUGCGCUGCGCCGUCGUCUGCGACGACGAGGCGGCGCUCGUCGCCGUGCACCGCGCGUUCACGUUCGACGAGACCGUCGAGAUCGUCCGAGUGAAGAACCGGUUCACGGACGCGACGUUCACGGGCUGGCGCGACGUGCUCGUCUCCGUGAGCGUGCCCAUCGUCAACGAGCACCUGGCGUCCCAGCACCUCUGCGAGGUGCAGCUCGUCCUCGAGUCCUACACGGACGUCGAGGACGAGUGCGACGCGCUCGCGCUCCGGGACUACUUCGCGCCCUACCUGGGCCGCGGCGUCGACGCGCGGAAGCGGCGGUCGCGCGUGGCGCUGCUGACCGCGCUGCCGCUCCGCGUCGUCUCCGCGCUCUCGACGACGGAGUCGCUGGUGACGAAGCUCUGCCGCGAAUUCGACGACGACGCGAUCCAACUGCAGAACCUCGUGGACCUGCUCACGACGAUGAGCGAGCUCUCGCACGCCGCGGCGGCGCGGCGGCGCAUCGACGUGCUCGAGCACACCAUGGGCGGCGGCCUCGGCGCGGAGGCGCGGUCCGUCGAGCUGCUCUUCAAGAAGGCGCUCGAGCUCAAGGAGAAGCAGUACGGGCCGGACCACCCGGCGACGGCGGCGUCGUGCGCGGACCUGGCCGCGCUGCUCUGCGGCCAGCUCAAGUUCCGCGGCGCGGAGGACUGGAGCCGGCGGGCGCUGGACAUCCGCGUCAACGCGCUGGGCAAGGAGAGCCCCGAGGUCGCGGACAGCCUCGACAACUUGGCGCUGAUCCUCCGCGCGGGCGGCCGCGUCAACGAGGCGGAACCCUUGCUGAGGCGGAGCCUGGGCAUCCGGGAGGCGCGCUGGCCCGACGACCACGCCGACGUCGCGAUCUCGUUGUCGAAUCUGGCCGGGGCUCUGCGGGACCUGGGCCGCUGCGCGGACGCGGAGCCGCUGAGCCGGCGCGCGCUCGACGUGCGGCGCCGGCUCCUGGAGCCGGACCACCAGGACCUCGGCGUGUCCCUGGCGAACCUCGCGGGCAUCCUGACCCUGCGGGGGCGCUACGCGGACGCGGAGCCGCUCUACCGCGAGGCGCUCGCGAUCUACGAGCGCCGCUUUGGCGCCGACAGCGCGCACGUCGGCCGCGCGCUGCACAACCUCGCGAACCUCCUGCGGGCCGACGGCCGCUACGGCGAGGCGCGGCCCGCCGUGGACCGGGCCCUGGCGAUCAAGGAGGCGGCGCUGGGGCCCGAGCACCCGGACGUGGCCGCGACGCUCGAGUGCGUCGGCGCGCUCGCGCUCGCGACGGGCCGGCCGGGCGACGCGGAGCCGGCGCUGGACCGCUGCCUGCGGAUCCGGACGAAGCGCUUCGGGCCCGACCACGCCGAUGUCGGGUCGACGCUGCGCCACCUGUCGGCCCUGCACCGGUCGCGGAAGGACUACGACCGCGCGGAGCCCCUCGCGCGGCGGUGCCUCGAGAUCGCCGAGGCGUCGCGGCCCGCGGCGCACCCGGAGGUCGCCGCCGCGCUCGACGCGCUGGCCCACGUCCUCAAGGCGACGGCCCGCAGCCAGGAGGCCGAGUGGAAGUACGAGCGCGCGCUCAAGAUCCGCGAGGAGCUCUUCGGCGGCGACUCGGACGGCGUCGCGAGCAGCCUGUGCCACCUCCUGGCCGUGCUCCAGCAGGAGCAGGAGCAGUACGCCGACGCCGAGGACCUCUUCCGCCGCUGCGUCGAGAUCAAGGAGCUGCGCCACGGCAAGGACCACGUGUCCAUCGCGCCGACGCUCAACAACAUCGGCGCGCUGACGUCGCGCCAGGGCCACGGCGCCAAGGCCGAGUCCGCGUACAAACGCGCGCUGGCCAUCUUCGAGAGGCACCACGGCGAGGACAGCGUCAAGCUCGUGCCGACGCUCUUCAACCUCUGCAUGCUCUACGACGCGCGGAGCGACACGGAGGGCGCGCUGCCCUUCGUCGAACGCGCCGGCGGCCUCGCGUGUCGCUCGCUCCCGGACGGCCACCCGACGCGGCGCCGCGUGCUGCUGCUGCGCGACUCGCUCCGCCGGAAGCACGCGGGGCGGGCCUACUAAUUCGCUCUAUUUG